This is a messenger RNA of Callorhinchus milii (elephant shark), 1325 nucleotides long. It is a transcript of the gene tmem51a, whose product is annotated as transmembrane protein 51a. Bases 360 to 1139 code for a protein of 259 amino acids. NCBI's taxonomy places the organism in Eukaryota, Metazoa, Chordata, Chondrichthyes, Chimaeriformes, Callorhinchidae. The transcript is spliced from 4 exons. The record is from RefSeq and is a predicted model, not a curated record.
CCGCCGACAGUCAAACUGUACACAAAGUUUCCCGGGAGGAGGAGAGGCUGUGAGGGGGAGUGUGAGGGUUAGCGACUCACCAACCGGUGAAGCAAAUAGCUUCUCAAAAGCCCUCCUCAUGAAGCCACUGCCUCGGGCGCCAGCUGUGCUCAGCUCAGCUUUGUAUCCGGUUGCUGGUCGUCUAUUUUGGCUCCAUCAAAAGUGAGGCCGUUGGGAAAAAAGGCUGGGUGCUGACAGCGGGUAGCUUCUGUGUGAACUGAAAUCUUGUUGCUGGUGCUGCUGUGUUUGUGGGAUAACGGAGGUGUGAGUAGAGGCCUCAGGCUGAGGGGAGGCCUGGGCUCGCGGGCCUGCGCGCGCCCAUGGCCUCUCAAAGUGGUGGCUCUCAGUACGCCCUGACCGCCCUGGGGGUGGGGCUGCUCGCCCUGGGCAUUGUCAUGAUGGUGUGGAGUGUGAUGCCGGGUUUUGGCAAUGGCUCAGGCAAUGACAGUAAUCAAGGAACCGGCAACGACAGCUCCUCUGCCACUGAGCAGUCCAAGGGCAAAAUCUCACAGGUUUCCUACCUGCUGUGUGCUGGUGGUGUGCUACUGCUCCUGCUCUCCAUCUGCCUGAGCGUCUGGGAGAAGAAGCGACGUCAAAACCAGCCCAAUGCCGACAGCCAGGUCAACCAGACAGCCGUGUUACCCCAUCGGGUGGACGAGGAGCCCAGUAACUUGAGCGUGCCCAGUUAUGCCGAGGUCAUGCAGUCGGAGCCGGCGCAGGGGACGGAAGGUGCUGGAAUGAAUCCGGGGGAUCUGUCCUCCACGACACUGCCAUCUUACGAGUCUCUGGUGGAGCCAGAGGAGGUGGGGGCGGGGGCUGGGGCCGGAGUGGUGGUCCGUCCGGGGCCGAGUGCAGACCCUGGAACCUCCCAGCAGCUGCGCGAGAGGCCAAGCUUCCGAAACGGCAAACUCUUCAGCUCCAAGAAAGUGCGGCGGAUCCUGUCGGACAAAACCCACCUGAAAGAUUUCAGGAUUAAACUGAGCAGCGGUGGCUCAGGGGCAGGGGCUGGGGGCAGGGCUGUGACCAUCGAGCCCCUCACCCCACCUCCCGAGUAUGAGGAAGGGCAGGGCAGCUGUUUCGGGGGGGCUCAGGCAGUGUGAACCCCCUUGGUGAGGACCAGAGAUGCAACAGACGUCUGGACAAACAAUCACAAUGGGACCAAGUGCAACAUCACCUCCAGGGGCAGCUUCGCUCUCACCCGACAAUUAACACCUGCUCUGAACAACUGACGUUUACUCUCUCACUGUCUCACUCUCUCUCACUCACUUUCUCUCACUGUCUCACUC